Hemibagrus wyckioides is the source of this 1308-nucleotide messenger RNA. It is a transcript of the gene arv1, whose product is annotated as ARV1 homolog, fatty acid homeostasis modulator. Gene Ontology annotation, cellular component: cortical endoplasmic reticulum; Golgi apparatus. The record is from RefSeq and is a predicted model, not a curated record. Bases 140 to 856 code for a protein of 238 amino acids. The transcript has 5 exons. NCBI's taxonomy places the organism in Eukaryota, Metazoa, Chordata, Actinopteri, Siluriformes, Bagridae. Gene Ontology annotation, biological process: intracellular sterol transport; sphingolipid metabolic process; regulation of plasma membrane sterol distribution.
UCUCGUGUAGCCGUCUUACUGAAUUUGAACUACAUUUCCCGAGUGUUACAACCUUUGACUCUACGUCCUGGCAAAAAAUAUAUAUAUAUCGCGGAAAUCGUCGUUCGUGUGCCGGCAAGCUCUGUCAAAACAGAGGAACAUGGCUUUUAAAUGCAUCGAGUGUAACGAGGAAGCUUCGGAAUUAUAUCGAGAUUACCGUAACGGCAUCGUGAAGAUAACAAUAUGUAAAUCAUGUGCCAAGCCUGUGGACAAGUACAUCGAAUACGAUCCCGUCAUCAUCCUCAUAGACGCCAUCUUGUGUAAAAUCCAGGCUUUCCGACACAUUCUGUUCAACACGCAGAUCAAGAUCCACUGGAAGCUGUGUGUUUUCUGCCUGCUGUGUGAAGCUUAUCUCAGAUGGUCUCGCCUCCAGAGUUCAGAGGUCACCGGCGAUCCCGCUGACAUCAUCAGAUAUACCAAAGAAUGGGACUUUUAUGGGAUGUUUGCUCUGGCUGCUCUUGAGCUGGGUGUGUACUGUGCAGGUGUGUUAGCAGUGUUCUGGUGUGUACAGAAGCUGUACAGUGUGUGUGUGGAGACGUCUGAUCUGCUGAAGGCUCUGCUUCUCUCCUGUUACGGGAAAGUGCUGCUGAUCCCCGCCGUGAUCUGGGAGCAUGAUUACUCUCCGCUCUGCUUCACCCUCAUCCGAGUGUUCGUGCUCACGUCCAACGCACAGGCCGUACGGGUGAUCCUGAACUGCCGCAGGCGUCUCUCCAUCUUUGCCGUGUUCGUGGGUCUGCUGUUAGAGAUGUUCGUCUCUCACGCUUUACACAGGCUGCAGCCGAGCUCACACACACUCCUGCCCGAGCUCUACACGUGAAUGCGUGGGAUACGAGAAGAACUCCACGUGAAGAGAUCUUGUUUUUCCUCUCACACACACGCCGAGGAAGGAGGAGAGGCGCUCGAGUCGAGUCAGGAGUCGUCUCCGGCGUGUUCGCACACAUUCCCCUUGGGCGGCUUGUCGAAUUCUUGUCAAUUAGCCGAGAGAGACAGAAUGUGUGUGUGUGUGUGUGUGUGAAAGAGAGAGAGAAAUGCACUGCAAAUGGUGUGUGUUAACAGCACACACACACACCAUUUUCUAUGCCCUGAUUGAUGUGUGUAUGAAAUGAAAGCUAUAAGGACAUGUUUACAGAUAAACAUCCAAUAAACAAUCUAUUUACAUAAACUACAGCUAAAUAUACAACACUGUUUUAUUGUUUAUUUUGUGAAACAAAAACUUUUUAUCCAUUUAUAGCUACAUUUAAUACUGUGGAACGUUUAUUAAAAAAAAUG